Rhopalosiphum maidis (corn leaf aphid) is the source of this 927-nucleotide messenger RNA. RefSeq lists its product as uncharacterized. The record is from RefSeq and is a predicted model, not a curated record. NCBI's taxonomy places the organism in Eukaryota, Metazoa, Arthropoda, Insecta, Hemiptera, Aphididae. The transcript has 3 exons. Bases 318 to 770 code for a protein of 150 amino acids.
UCGGUUUAACUGACCGUACAAGGUAUAUACUAAUAUUAUAACAAAAUUAUUAAACGCGCAGCGACGGUCGAUAUCAUUUUUAUAAUAUAUUAAAAUAACACAAAAAGUGCAUGUAUACCUAAGAAACUAUCCAUUUGACUCAGUGAAUUUGUAAAGUUCUUCCUUUUCUUUUUGAAAAUUUUUUGUUUUGUUAAAUUUUCACUUAAAAAACGUGUCGUAUUCGAUCAAAUGUCGGUCUAUUUUUGUACGAAUAACUGUUGUUAAACUAAAUUUGUGAACUCGUUUAUUACUGCAAGUUAGGUUACCUAUUACUUGCGAUGGCAAACAAUCGAAAAUUGGUAAAAUUGUUAUUGGUGGUCAAUAUUGUGUACAUUUGUAUCGAUUUUACAUCGACGAGGUCGCCGGGUCUUCAUCAAAAUAAAAAAUUGCCGAACAAAGCAGAAGAAGUCCAAUCAGUUGAAACUAAAGUAGCACCUGAAGUAUCGGAUGCAGGAGAGAAUAACGAUGAUCCAAAUGAUGCACCGCCGGAAAACGGCAGAUUAAACAUGAAACGACGACCCAACGGCUGCCCGUUUUGCGAUUCUAGUGUAUACAGUUAUUGCUCCGAUAAAUUAUUGCAUGAUGCCUGUUGUUGCUUGGAUCCGCAUGAUACAGAUUUACCAAAUGAAUGUCAAUUCGCGGAUUGUAGUUUUCUUCACUCAAAUACUUGCCGAGAACACCGUCUGAUUACUGCUUGUUGUUGUAAUCAGUUCCUCGCACAUAAAAAGUAAACUAAUUAUAACUAUACAUUGUUACAGAUAUAUGUAUAUUGUUGAACUAAAUCAGUCAACAAACAAAUCAACUUUUUACGAGUACAAUUUUUAAAUAUAUUUAAUAAAUGGUAAAAAUUAAAAACUGCAUUGAUGUUAAGAACCAAUAAUCUUUAUA